Messenger RNA from Drosophila busckii, 1503 nucleotides. Its product is annotated as histidine-rich glycoprotein. Lineage: Eukaryota; Metazoa; Arthropoda; Insecta; Diptera; Drosophilidae. The record is from RefSeq and is a predicted model, not a curated record. Bases 686 to 1387 code for a protein of 233 amino acids. The transcript is spliced from 2 exons.
UAAAUUCACAAUCAUAGGCACACAUAUUUUUAGACAGCGUUAAUCAAAUAUUUAGUUUUUUUCUUUUGGCACUAACGCACGUAUUUGCCAUGAAUUUUUUGUUUGCUUUAUGCAAAUUGUGUGAAUUGAUUUUUGCUUUUGCACAUUAUUAUAAAAAGUACGCGCUAUGUCGGUCAGUGGCUAACGCUUUCACUAACAGCUGCUGAUGGCUAAAUUGCUUUGGGUAAGUGCAGCCGGCCUUGCCAGCAAUUUGUGCAUACUGCUUUAGGCCAUUAGUUGGUUGCGCAUGCAAUAGGCCAUCAAAUUAUGACAUGGCCAAGCGCAAAUGAAGCACCUAGAAAAGGUUUGUUGACUUGACUUUACAUAAUGAGACCCUCCCAGACUGUGUGUGUGCCUUUCAAAUGUGACGACAGCGACUAAUUGAGAAUUCCAGGCACGGCGCACUUUCAUUGCUUUUGCGAUUUUUGGUUUUCUUUGAAUUGCUACUGACCAGCGCUAACUGCACGUGAUAUUGGCCAACUGGCCAAUUGCAAUAGCGUCUGCUUAGCCUCUGGCCCUAUAUAAUGCGUGGGCUUGGGAAGUUGCAAGCACAGUUCAGCGACAACAGCCAAGAGCAGCAAGUGUCUCCAGCGCAGCGUCAACCCUCACUUUUGGAUAAACUCAAAUCAAGCGUGAAAUCUCCGCAAUGAAGUUCUUUAUCUGCACUUUGGCGAUAUUGGGCGUGGCUCAGGCAGGUCUGCUGCCGCAUCUGGAGCAUCAUGAUCAUCACGAUCAUCACGAUCAUCACGAUCUGCAUAAUCAUCAUGCAGAGUUGUCUCAUUUGCUGGACGCCGAUGUGCACCAUUCGGAUGGCAUUCAUCUGGGCCACAGCUCGGCCGUGGUAAUCGACGGCGCCGAGCAUCAUUUGGACUCGUUGCCGCAUCCAGUGUAUCAUCAUGACGGCUAUGCAGCCCAUGUGGAUCACACACACAUACACGAGCAUGUCCAUGCGCCAGCCAAGAUUGUCAGCCACGAGCCCAUACACGAGGUGGCGCCAGUGCAUCAUGUCCACAAGGUGGUGCAUGACGAGCCACAUCACUUCCUGCACUACAGGAACCCAGUGGUGGAUCAUCACAUCAUUGACAGCCAUGCCCAUGUGGAUGAGCACGCCCAUGCGCAUGCGGACUUGCAUCAAUUCGAUCACCAUCAUCAUCACCAUGCCGCGCCCCUUGUGCACCACCAUCACUCGGCUCCAUUGGUGCACCACCACUCCCACGCCGCUGUGGUCCAUCGCGCUGUGGUGCCUGCCCAUCUGGACGUCCACAGCCACGCCAAUCUGCUGGCCUUUGCCAAGCAUCAUUUGCAUGGCAAAUACGGCAAAGUGAGAAUCACUGAGACGCAUUACUGAUUGUGAGAGACCAACCAUCCGCACUUAUCCAACUGCUCGACGACACUUUCCAUAGCUAAUUUAUUACGCACAAUAUUUAGUUUAUAGAGCUCGAAUAAACGAAUUGAAUUUUUUAA